Corticium candelabrum is the source of this 1483-nucleotide messenger RNA. Its product is annotated as kelch-like protein 18. The coding region runs from base 102 to 1262 and encodes 386 amino acids. The record is from RefSeq and is a predicted model, not a curated record. The transcript is spliced from 4 exons. Lineage: Eukaryota; Metazoa; Porifera; Homoscleromorpha; Homosclerophorida; Plakinidae. Gene Ontology annotation, molecular function: protein binding.
UAAGUCCAGCUCUACAUUAUAAAGCGAGUUCUCGUCUCCUUCGAGUGGAACUUUAUGCAAAAGAACUUCUAACUCGAGAAGAACUAGAAGACAUCACGAGAAUGACUGAGAUGGAAGCUGCAGAGCUGUUGCUCAUACACAUUCUGCCAAGAAAAGGACGGCAAGCGUAUGACACCUUUGUAAGCGUUCUCUUGAAUACGAAAGGACAAGAGUAUAUUGGUGACGGUCUCACUUGCAAUGAAAAAGGUAGUUGUGAGUUGUUACAGCACAGAGAGCAAGAUAACAAAUCCCAACAAACCGAUAUGACGUUCUUGUCACUACUCAUGACGAAAUUAGAGCUGCAUGUCCAUCGUAUGCUAUUCCGUCAGCAACACAAAUACGAAGUCCCACUGUCAUGGAAAAAUUGGCAAACUUCUCUACCGUCCGACAAAUUUCUCAGAAAUCAAGUUGUAACUAUUAACAGUCACCUGGUGGUAGGAGGUUUUGAAGGGACUGUCCAUGUUAUCCCUCUGCACGUCAAUCACAGUUCAUGGCAAACGUUUACAAGGCCUGCAGGUGACGUGAGAGCCCUAGCUUGCUUUCCCUACAUGAUCGUGGCACUUAUCUACUGCAAGAUGUCCAACCGAUCAUUCAUCGAGAGUUUCAAUCUUCUCGACGGUUGGCGUAAACUGGCCGACAUUCCGAACCCGCUCCAGCUUGGCGACGUCGCAAUGGUUACCUACAAUGAUCUCCUCUUCGUUGUUGGCGGUCGUACUUUAUCAACGUGGAGUCACUGCGUCGCUACGGCCGCGGUCUUUGACGUUGGGAACAAGACCUGGUCGAGACUACCAGAUCUUAACACGCCACGGUCUUCCUGCUCUGCUGCAGUGGUCGACAAUACUCUCUACGUUGGAGGUGGAAGAAACGGCAGUGGAAAUUUCAUCAACUCUGUGGAAACUCUAGAUCUCGGAAAGCUCGACAAGAGUGCACGAUGGCGAGGAGUAGCACCGACUAUAAGGUACGAUCCUACCCUAGCACACUGUAACGGAAAGCUUUUGGCUAUAGGCGGAUUGAGCAGAGAUGAUUAUUCGUCGCACAAUUCGGCUACUUCGACGGUUCUGUUGUUGGACAACGAUGCUAGUCACGCUUGGUUGCCUUUUCCGGAUUUGAACCACGAGUGGAUGUCGCACGGAGCGUUCGCUGACGAAAAUCUGCUCGUCGUCGCCGGCGGUCUCAGUUCUGCGCGUUACGUCAUCGAGAGUGCAAAACUCGAACAGAUUUGACUACAAAGGAACGUUCUGUUUUAGUGGUAUUUAUACCAUAAAUGUCGUCUUUCGCUUAAAAUGGUGGUUGUGUUGCUGACUGUUUUUGCUUGCUGAGACAGAAGCCGCGACAUUAAUUUAUCCCUCAUUUGUGGCUGUAAUUUGGUCAAAUAUUAUGGCAAUAUUUUUAAUAAAUAAUUUAUGUAUAAAUUAAUCCUGUUUAGUUUUUAUGCAGAAAUUUC